Penicillium cosmopolitanum is the source of this 1206-nucleotide messenger RNA. Its product is annotated as MFS transporter. NCBI's taxonomy places the organism in Eukaryota, Fungi, Ascomycota, Eurotiomycetes, Eurotiales, Aspergillaceae. Gene Ontology annotation, molecular function: transmembrane transporter activity. The transcript is spliced from 3 exons. The record is from RefSeq and is a predicted model, not a curated record. The coding region runs from base 1 to 1206 and encodes 401 amino acids. Gene Ontology annotation, biological process: transmembrane transport.
AUGGGGCCGCCACUGAUCCGACUUGACGCCUGCCCUCAUUAUCAAUUCAGCUAUCUCCUCACUGGUAUGGACUUUUGGAAACGACAAGACUCCCAGUAUAGGGAGCAUGCUGCCAUGCGACCAAGGUUUUUGGAGCUGAGAUCUUCGGGAUGGUACAUUACCACAGUCGUCUCGUACGCUAGUGCGACAGAUAUCUUCCUGUAUGGGUUGGUCGUGCCCGUGACCCCGACUGCGCUACAAUCCCGGGUUGGCUUCUCUAGUGGAAGUCUUCAAACCUGGAACUCAAUUCUUUUGGCCUUGUUCGGGGUUGGUCUGUUAGCUUCUUCCCCUAUUGCCGGGUACAUUGCCGAUCGAUUCGAAUCACGUCGAUAUCCGUAUCUCUUUGCCCUAGUAGGCCUUGGCGCCGCGACUGCUCUGCUCUGCGCUGGGGAGCAUAUUGGAUUAUGGAUCUGCGGUCGUUUAUUUCAAGGCGCAGCAUCUGCGGUGGUCUGGGUUGUUGGAAAUGCGUUGGUGGCAGACACUGUGGGCAAAGACGGCGUCGGUAAAGCCAUCGGAUACACAACAAUGGCCUGUUGUGUCGGGCUAUUGGCCGGGCCCCUUGUCGGCGGUGUUGUGUACCAACAUGGCGGAUACUACGCCGUUUUUGGUAUUGCGUUUGGCCUAAUUGGCCUCGAUAUUGUUCUCCGUCUAGCAUUGAUUGAAAAAAGACAUGCCACCAAGUGGCUUGAGCCGGAACUGGGGCGACCCAAUAUAAAACAGCCUGUUAUGGAACACCAAGGUCCGCUGCUGGAAGCACCUUCACGAGGCGUACUCGGUCGACUUGGAAUCCUGUUGAGCUCACCUCGUGUUAUCGUUGCCAUGUGGGGGAGCCUAGUCGUCUCCAUAACUAUGAGUUCAUUCGACAGUGUUCUUCCGCUUUUUGUGCAGGAGAAUUUUAGUUGGGAGCAAGGUGGGCAGGGGUUGAUCUUCCUCCCGCUAAUUAUACCACACGCCUUAAGCCCAGUCGCCGGGUCUAUCGUGGACAAAUUUCCCCGAUCCUGCCGCUACGUAACCGCCGGUGCGUUCCUGUUGCUUACGCCUGUCAUGAUCCUUCUGCGAUUUGUUACAAGUGACUCCAUACAGCACAAAAUUCUCCUUUGCGCCCUCCUCACAGUUAUAGGAGUUUGUCGGAGAAAAGGAGCACCAGACGCCAGAUGUGUUCGGUAA